AGCAUCUGGAGCACCCGAGUCGCCUAGGCAACCAGAUGAAUUUCAGAAGAAGUAGAUGUUUCUCCAUCUCAUCCUCAUUACAAAGGACAGCGAAAAAUGGCACAAAGCAGGCCCACUUCCACGAUGUCCUUAAGAAUGCUAGCACGCCUCGAUCUCUUGAUGGAACCGCUGCGGAUCAGCAGCGCAAUCUGCUCUGCUGGAAGCUUGCUGUUGGAGUUUAUUUCCCUGAGUACUCCCUAUUGGGUACUGCAAAGUACCAAAAAAGGCAUGGUACACAGUGGCCUCUGGACUAUCUGCGUAGGUCCAGAUUGCACCAUGUAUUGGUUCAAUCUACUCGCCAUACAUAUCCACUUCACCCGAGCCUUCCUGGUGAUUGCGUGUUUCUGCAGCUUCUUUUCUCUGUUGUGUGUCUGCAUCUCCUUUGAACGUGACCUGCUAUUCAACAUAUCCCUGCUGAGAGCCGCCGUCACCUUCAGCCUCAUGUCAGCUUUCUUAAUCUUGAUUGGUAUGGCGAUAUUUACAUAUGUGCAAAGGCACUCACAACCUUACACCAAUUAUUCACUCGUAUUUGGUUCGUCCUAUGGCUUGGGCUGGGCUUCCAUUCCUAUGCAGCUCAUUACAGCUGUACUACAAAUAUUGAGUCACAAAACAACUACCUACUAAGUCUGGGGGCCCAACUCUGCCACAGGGACCAGAAGAACUGCCAAUAAAAGCAUGGCUGCUCUCCUAUCAUGAAAUCUCAGACGUGGGAUAUUUCUCUUGGUUAAGUAUAGCCAUAUUCUGGGUAUUAUGAUGGAGUAGGGCACAAUGGUGGAAAGUGUCUUGGUUGUCUCAGUGCAAAUGUAAUGGUCAGACCAUGGUUUGACUUA
This is a messenger RNA of Lacerta agilis (Sand lizard), 869 nucleotides long. Its product is annotated as protein NKG7-like. The transcript is spliced from 5 exons. Lineage: Eukaryota; Metazoa; Chordata; Lepidosauria; Squamata; Lacertidae. Gene Ontology annotation, cellular component: plasma membrane. The coding region runs from base 97 to 663 and encodes 188 amino acids. The record is from RefSeq and is a predicted model, not a curated record.